This is a messenger RNA of Xenia sp. Carnegie-2017, 1343 nucleotides long. Its product is annotated as transmembrane protein 216-like. Bases 22 to 480 code for a protein of 152 amino acids. The transcript has a single exon. The record is from RefSeq and is a predicted model, not a curated record. Gene Ontology annotation, biological process: non-motile cilium assembly. Lineage: Eukaryota; Metazoa; Cnidaria; Anthozoa; Malacalcyonacea; Xeniidae. Gene Ontology annotation, cellular component: ciliary transition zone.
UUCGCUAUUCGCUAAACAAAGAUGGCGGUUCCAUCGUAUCGAGGGAAAGUAGUUGAGGAUCUAUCAUCGCUGCCUUUGCAAGUAUUAUUACACUUGAACGUUUGGUAUUUUUUGGUAUUUUGGAUUACUGAAUUGCUGGUGUAUAUUUACAAAGGAAUUAUUCUACCGUAUCCCAAUCAAGAUGGGACAUUGGCUCUCGAAAUAAUACUAUUGUUGAUGUUCGCAAUUAUCGAGAGUGUCCGUCUAUUUUUUGGCUACAAAGGGAAUCUUGCUGAACGGAAACUUGCAGUGGUACUCUCAAUAUUUCUUACCAUUCCUGUCUUGCUGCUCAACUUAUAUUUGAUGCUAUGGCAGACUUAUGUGUUGAGAUUAGAACUCAUUCUUUGUUGCGUACUACUUGUCUUUUUUGGCUUGGAAUUCUUCAUUAGCUUUGCAACGCUUUUUGUGAUUCAGAGGCACGAAUCUUCUCUUGGAAGAUAAUUCGACUUCGUUAUUUGGAAUAUGACGAAGUCUUUUAAACAUCUUAAGGACUUAUAAAUGGUAGUAUGGACUUUUGUUUCGGUAUAUAUUUAUUGAACAAUCUGUUCCAUUCAUAAGUAAAAGACGGAGUGUAAAAAGUGAAGGAAAAGAUCAACUUAGAUGUGUUGGUAGGUAGUUCUGUCAAGCAACGCAUACCUUUUUUUACCUAAAUUUGCCACGCAUCGCAUGUAACCUUCGAUAGCUCAGUUGGCAGAGCGGGGGACUGUAGAGGAAAUGAUUGCCAUCCCUAGGUCGCUGGUUCAAAUCCGGCUCGAAGGAAUGUUUUUUUGUAAGUAAGUAAAUCUUUUUUUCCAUAACAGGAGCAUUCACCCUCUCUAUCGAGCGUUUCUGAAUUUCAAGUCUAUAAAAAAUAAAACCCAAAAUGUCAAAUCCCCAUAUAGUGAAAAUUCCGAAAAGACUGACUUUCCUUGCAUUACCUCGUUCUCAGUUUAAACCAAUUUCAUGGAAAGUACGCCUGAUACGAAACGACUCAAAUGAAAAUUAAAUUAUCAUAAUGAUCAUCAAACGUUGCUUCAUCUGAAUAGAAUUAUUAGAUGAUUUGUUGAUCAUUUGCAGGCCAAAUUCUAUGUACAGGCUUGAGAAAACUGAUCAAUGAUUUUUAAAAGUCUUACAAGCGUACCUAUUGUGAUUUCGUAAGAGUGGUUAGAACCAUUGAAAAACACCCCCCUAAUCUGAAUGUCCUUGUAACACAUCUGUAUAUAUAUACGUAGAUAGUUUAUAUACAACUUUAUGUAAUAUUUGUCUUACUUAUAUUAAGAGUAAUAACUAAUAUAUGGGAGUCAUUUGACUUCAUGCAACUAAAA